AGCCACCACCCGCACAGCCAACAGAUAGAGAUUUCUUCGUCUAUUUGACUGCUAAUAAAGAAUUAAUAAAAUUUGCCUUUAAAUCUCAGAUUUCGCUUAAAUCACUAACCAAGAGAUUCGCACAAUUAUCCCACAUGUAUCUUACUCAUUCAUAAUCACGUCAUCGCCGGAAUUCAUAUCCCAAUCAUUCAAUCAUUUAAAAAAAAAACUUCGUUUGGUUCAUAAUUUUUUUCAUUUUUCUCUCGAUUUAAGGAUUAGUUCGUUGAUGGUCAUCUAAAACCGAAGCUCUCUGUAUCUCUGCUCGUUUUUUUAUACUGAUAAGUUUCAAGAAUUUUGCUACCUGUGAAAGAUGGUUGCCUUUGGGAAGAAACUAAAGGAACGACAAAUUCAAGAAUGGUCAGGAUAUUAUAUCAAUUAUAAAAUGAUGAAGAAAAAGGUGAAACAAUAUGCUCAACAAAUUGAAGUUGGAACACAAGAUCGCAAGCAUGUUCUCAAGGACUUCUCAAGAAGGCUUGAUAAUCAGAUUGAGAAACUUGUCCUUUUCCUGCUGGAGCAACAAGGGCUACUUGGAAGUAGGCUUGCUAUGCUCAAUAAACAACAGGAUGCUCUUGAGCAGCAGUCAGAUAUUGCUCAAAUAUCUCAAUUACGAGAAGCCUAUAGAGAAGUGGGGCAAGAUUUAUUAAAACUUCUAUAUUUUAUUGAAAUAAAUGCUAUUGGUCUGCGCAAGAUACUCAAGAAGUUUGAUAAACGCUUUGGGUAUAGAUUUACCGAUUACUACGUCAAAACUCGUGCUAAUCAUCCCUACUCUCUGCUGCAACAAGUGUUUAAGCAUGUGGGUUUAGGAGCUGUUAUUGGAGCCAUUUCUCGCAAUCUACAUGAACUUCAGGCACACCAGGGAAGCUACUUGUCAAUCUAUGAUCAACCUGCUGUUCCCAUUCAGGAUCCUGUUGUUGACUCAUUGAAAGCAGCUGUAGACAGGCUAAGCCACUCAACAAAUUUCCUUAACUUCUUGGCACAACAUGCGCUUAUUAUGCAGGAAGAGCUACCAACUCCUAUUGAGGAGCAUAUUGAUGAUCAGAAAUACCAUUUUAUGUCACUUCUCUUGAACCUAAUAAACACAUUUCUCUAUAUGGUCAACACAUAUAUAAUUGUUCCCACAGCAGAUGACUACUCAACAUCACUUGGAGCAGCAGCAACAGUUUGUGGUGUAGUGAUUGGAGCAAUGGCUGUUGCACAGUUGUUUUCUUCUGUGUAUUUUAGUGCUUGGUCUAACAAAUCAUACUUUAGACCUCUUGUGUUCAGCAGUAUCGUUCUUUUUAUGGGAAAUCUCAUGUAUGCAAUGGCACUUGAUUAUCAUUCAAUAACUCUUCUUUUACUGGGCCGUCUACUCUGUGGGUUUGGUUCUGCUAGAGCAGUUAACCGAAGGUACAUUAGUGAUUGUGUGCCACUAAGAAUUCGAAUGCAAGCAUCGGCAGGUUUUGUUAGUGCCAGUGCUCUAGGAAUGGCAUGCGGUCCUGCUCUUGCUGGCUUACUUCAAACUGAUUUUAAAAUUUACAAGUUCACAUUCAAUCAAGUUACUCUACCAGGAUGGGUUAUGGCUGUGGCCUGGCUUCUGUAUCUCAUACUUCUGUCUGUUACGUUUAAAGAACCUUCUCAUGAUAUUGAAGAGAGCGAUGUAGCAGAGGAGGCUAAUAAUGGACAAAGAGAAAAUGAUACACUCGAAAAGGGUCUUAAUCAACCAUUGCUGUUGAGUUCGGAAGCCAAGGAAGAGGAUGAAAAUGAUGAUGAAGAAGAUGCCAGUGAGGAAGCUCCUGAGGAAUCUAGGGGGCCUGUCAAUUCAAUUGCAGCAGCAUACAGGCUACUUACCCCAUCUGUAAAGGUUCAGUUGUUGAUAUAUUUUAUGCUGAAAUAUGCAAUGGAGGUUUUACUCUCGGAAUCUAGUGUCAUAACUGCACACUACUUUGGCUGGUCAACAACCGAAGUGGCUAUUUUUCUUGCAUGUUUAGGCCUAACUGUUCUUCCGGUAAAUAUUAUGGUCGGAAGCUACGUUAGUAACAUGUUUGAAGACAGGCAACUUUUAUUGGCGUCAGAAAUUGUGGUUUGCAUAGGAAUACUCCUGAGCUUCAAAGUAAUAAGUCCGUACACUGUUCCUCAGUACGUUGGCUCUGGGCUGAUAAUGUUUGUUGCUGCUGAAGUACUUGAAGGUGUUAACUUGUCACUUCUCUCUCGAGUCAUGUCAUCGAGGCUUUCUCGCGGAACAUACAACGGUGGACUACUCUCAACGGAAGCUGGAACGAUAGCGCGUGUAAUUGCAGAUGCCACGAUAACCCUUGCUGGGUACUUGAGUCGGAAUAUGCUCUUGAACGUGACCCUUCUUCCUUCUCUAUUCAUUUGCGUGUUUUCCAUUGUUUGCACCUGCUUUACUUACAAUUCCCUCUAUUGAUUUGUAUGUAACAGAAAAAUUAGUCAUUUGAUUAGAAAAUCAAAUUUCUCAAUUUUGUUUCUUUAA
This is a messenger RNA of Mercurialis annua (annual mercury), 2509 nucleotides long. Its product is annotated as SPX domain-containing membrane protein At4g22990. NCBI's taxonomy places the organism in Eukaryota, Viridiplantae, Streptophyta, Magnoliopsida, Malpighiales, Euphorbiaceae. The transcript has 12 exons. The record is from RefSeq and is a predicted model, not a curated record. Gene Ontology annotation, molecular function: transmembrane transporter activity. The coding region runs from base 350 to 2443 and encodes 697 amino acids. Gene Ontology annotation, cellular component: plant-type vacuole membrane. Gene Ontology annotation, biological process: transmembrane phosphate ion transport from cytosol to vacuole.